Messenger RNA from Chiroxiphia lanceolata (lance-tailed manakin), 3577 nucleotides. It is a transcript of the gene ESYT1, whose product is annotated as extended synaptotagmin 1. Lineage: Eukaryota; Metazoa; Chordata; Aves; Passeriformes; Pipridae. Gene Ontology annotation, molecular function: lipid binding. Gene Ontology annotation, biological process: lipid transport. The transcript has 31 exons. The coding region runs from base 16 to 3015 and encodes 999 amino acids. The record is from RefSeq and is a predicted model, not a curated record.
GCCCGGGAGCGCGGGAUGCGCGCGGCCGAGCGCCUGCAGCGCGACGAGGAGGCAGCGGUGCGCGCCGCCGCCGCCGGGCUGGGCGCGGCCCGCGGGGAGCUGCCGGCCUGGGUCAGCUUCCCGGAUGUGGAGCGGGCGGAAUGGCUGAACAAGGUCCUGGCCCAGGCCUGGCCCUUUUUUGGGCAGUACAUGGAGAAACUGCUGGUGGAGAACGUGGCCCCCUCCAUCCGUGCCUCCAACACCCACCUGCAGACCUUCACCUUCACCAAGGUGGACAUGGGUGAGAAGCCCCUCCGGGUCCUGGGGGUCCGGGCUCACCCCGGCACCCACAAGAAGCAGAUCCUGCUGGACCUCAACAUCAGUUAUGUGGGUGACGUCCAGAUCGAUGUGGAGGUGAAGAAGUUCUUCUGCAAGGCAGGGGUGAAGGGGAUGCAGCUCCACGGGAUGCUGCGGAUCAUCCUGGAGCCCCUCCUGGGGGACGUGCCCAUCGUGGGGGCCCUCACCAUGUUCUUCAUCCGGCGCCCGACCUUGGACAUCAACUGGACAGGGAUGACCAACCUGCUGGACAUCCCAGGGCUCAGCUCCAUGUCGGACACGAUGAUCAUGGACACCAUCUCCUCCUACCUGGUGCUGCCCAACCGCCUCCUGGUGCCGCUGGUGCCCGACCUGCACGAGGCCGCCCAGCUCCGCUGCCCCCUGCCCCGGGGGGUGGUGCGGGUGCACCUCCAGGGCGCGCGGGACCUGCGCUGCAAGGACCGGUUCAUGGGGGGGCUGGUGGAGGGCAAGUCGGACCCCUACGCCGUCCUGCGCGUGGGCACCCAGGUCUUCACCAGCCGCGUCAUCGACGACAACCUCAACCCCACCUGGGACGAGGUCUACGAGUUCAUCGUGCACGAGGUGCCGGGGCAGGAGGUGGAGGUGGAGCUGUUCGACAAGGACCCCGACCAGGACGAUCUCCUGGGCAGGAUGAAACUGGAUCUCGGGGAGGUGCUGAGAGCCCGGGUGAUGGAGGAGUGGUUCCCUCUGCAGGAGGGGGGUCAGGGCCGGCUCCGCCUGCGCCUGGAGUGGCUCUCCCUCCUGUCCGACGCCUCCCAGCUGGACCAGGUUCUGGAGAGGAACAGGACGAUCGUGGCCAAACCCGACCCCCCGUCCGCCGCCAUCCUGGUCGUGUACCUGGACCGGGCCGAGGAGCUGCCUAUGAAGAAGCCCGGGAAGGAGCCCAACCCCGUGGUGCAGAUCUCGGUGCAGGACGUCACACGGGAGAGCAAGGUGGUCUGUAACACCUCAGCCCCCGUCUGGGAAGACGCUUUCCGCUUCUUCCUGCACGACCCCAGGAACCAGGACGUGGAUAUCCAGGUGAAGGACGACUCCCGGCAGACCCCGCUGGGGUCCCUGUCCGUGCCCCUGUCCCGCCUGCUCCAGGCUCCGGAGCUCACUCUGGACGAGCCGUUCCCACUCCAGCGCUCGGGGCCCGGGAGCCGCCUGUUCAUGAAGCUGGUCCUGCGGGUGCUUUUCCUCGACGCCCCCGAGAGCGGAGUGUCCCCCCCUGCCCCCCCGGGGCAGCCGCAGCCCCCGGUCAGCACCGAGAGCCCCCCCCGGCCCAGCCAGGCCAGCCCGGACCCCCGGUUUGGCACCGAGCACGUGCUGCGGAUCCACCUCCUGGAAGCCGAGAACCUCAUCGCCAAAGACAACUUCUUCAAGGGGGUGGUCCGGGGCCGCUCCGACCCCUACGCCAAGGUCCGGGUGGCCGGGAGGGUCUUCCGGAGCCGAGUGAUCAAGGAGGACCUGAACCCCCGCUGGAACGAGGUCUAUGAGGUGAUCGUGGACAACAUCCCAGGGCAGGACGUGGAGUUCGACCUCUUUGACAAGGACGUGGACAAGGAUGAUUUCCUGGGCCGGUGUAAAGUGCCACUGAGGCGGGUCCUGAGCAGCCGCAUCGUGGAUGAGUGGCUGCCCCUGGAGGAGGUGAAGUCGGGGCGGCUGCACGUGAAGCUGGAGAACCUGGACCCUCGGCCCAGCACCACCCUCCUGGAGCAGGUCCUGCACACCAACAGCCUCCUGCAGCCCGCCCGGGGCGAGGAGCUCUCAGCCGCUCUCCUCUCUGUCUUCGUGGACCGAGCCGCUGACCUGCCGCUCCGGAAGGGCUCCAAAGCCCCCUCUGCCUUCGCCAGCCUGGCCGUGGGCAACGUCUCCUUCAAGACCAAGACCUGUGCCCCGUCCACAGAGCCCACGUGGGACGAAGGCUUCUCCUUCCUCAUCAAGCGGCCGCACGAGGAGUCGCUGCAGCUGCAGGUGAAGGAGGAGGGGGGGCAGCCCCUGGGCACCCUCAGCCUGCCCCUGCCCCAGCUCCUGGCCUCGGAGGGGCUGGCUCUGGACGGAUGGUUCCCGCUGGCCGGGGGGGGCCCCGGCACCCAGAUCCUGCUGCGGGCACAGCUGGGGGUCCUGGUGUCGCAGCAGGUGGAGGCGGCGGCCGGGGGGUCCCUGGAGGGGGGGGACACGGACCCCCAGCCCCCAGAGGAGCACAGGGAGGAGGAGGAGGAGGAGGAGGAGGAGGAGUGUGGGACGGGGGGGCUGCGCCAGCGCCUGCCCCCCAAGGAGAGCCCCCCUGAGCCGGCGGAGGGUCCCCGGGUCCAGCUCACGCUCUGGUACCACCGGGACGAGAGGAAGCUGGUGGCCAUCGUCCACGCCUGCAGGGAGCUGCGGGCGGCGGCGAAGGAGCUGCCGGACCCCUACGUGUCCCUGGUGCUGCUCCCCGACCGCAGCCGCGGCACCAAGAGGAAAACCAGCGUGCAGAGGAGGACCCUGAACCCCGACUUCAACGAGAGGUUCGAGUGGGACCUGUCCCUGGAGGAAGUGUCACGGCGGAGGCUGGAAGCUCAUGUCAAAUCCACCCUGUCCUUCAUGACACGGGAGAAGGAGGCGCUGGGGAAGCUCCAUCUGAACCUGGCGCAGGUGGACCUGUCCGAGGGGGGAUCCCACUGGUACGAGCUGCAGGAUGAGCGGAGCGGCCCCUAGAGAGGGACCCCCGACCCCAACCACCCCCCGUGGGGAGGGACCCUCCGGCUGCCGCCGCCCCCCGCCCCCGCCGAGCCCCCGCCUCGCCACCGACCAAAGACGGGCCGGGCCGGGCCCCCCCCGCGCCCCCCCCGACUGUUACGAACCUCGUGCCUUUGCCCCCCCCCGAGGGCCCCCCGGCGUUUGGGGGGGCCCGGCUGGGGUUGUGUCCCCCGGGUCCCCCCCGAGGGGACUCUCCUUAGAGCCGCUGCUGCCACCGCCGGGCUGUCACCGGGAUGGCACCACCCGGACCCCCCCGGGAUGUCACCGCCGGGAUGUCCCUGGGAUGUCACCGCCCGGAUCCCCCCGGGAUGUUACCGGGAUGUCCCCGGGAUGUCACCGCCCGGACCCCCCGCGAUGCCACCGCCGGGGUGUCACCGGGAUGCCACCUCCGGGCCGCCAUCGGGACGCCACCGCCGUGCCACCGGGAUGUCACCGCGCUGCCACCGCCGUGCCACCCCUCGCUGCCUUCCCAGGGCUGCGUCCCCGUCCCCCCCCGCGCUAAUAAAGGAGGGAGGACACA